AUGGCAUUAGCUGAGAAUGGUAAUAAUAGCCAAAGUACCAGAAUUCCAGUGAAUAGUGAUGCCACUACAAUGUCUACAAUCUCCCCAAUCUCCCAAACAGAAAGCGAAACCAGUGAUAUAACAAGUAGUAUCCAAACAAAGAGUUUGCAAACGAACACUAAUGGAACGACAAAGGGAAGUCAAGGAUCCUUCACAGCACAGAAAACAACCAUAGGGCAAAUUCAGACCACGGAAAUGGGAUCUGUAGUACCUUCAAUAACGAACAAAUUAUCAAAGAAACCGACAGACUUAUCGAAUCAAAUAAAUACAUCAUUCUUUAUGAUCCCCUCUACAACGACGUUACAUGUGUCUUCUCCCUCUCAUUCUUCUGAAAUUCCGAUUAAAACCACAUCAACAGGUGCUAUAAAGCCUUCAGAAACAUUAUCAACGACACAAAUGUCCAGUAAAGAAACGAAACCAAUUAGCAACACGUUAUUGAUCUCAUCAGAGAAGACAUCAACAAAACAAACGGACAUCACUUCAUAUCAAAACAGGCAAACAACAGAAAACCAUUUGAAUAACGUUAUCUCUCAAAAUUAUACGGAACAGAAAUCAAAUUUUGAGACAUCAACGAUCGGAAUCACAUCUUCACCAUUUACAGUAAUGAGAUCUUCUACACCACAUGUCAUCCAUUCGGAAUCAACAACAGAAACUUCCACAACAAAUAUAUUCAAUGAGUCUAGCGUAUCACAACCAUCAUUGAAAGCUUCUAAAUCAAUGAUAUUCGCAACAACACUCCCUUCAGCAGAAGCAAAAUCAACCUCUCCAUCAAAACAAACAAUGUUGACUUCAGAAGAAAUAAAGAAAACUACAAUUAAUGAGUCUGAAAUGCAGGAAACAACUGUGAAAGUAUCAGCUUCGCUUUAUCCGAAUAUAAUGCCCUCAAUAUCUACAGGGGAAUCAUCACGAGAAGUGAAUUCAGUACUUCCACACCAAACUUCUCUCGAAACUUCGACUGAAAAAGACUUCACGUCUUCAACAACAAAACAAGCUUCUAUAAUAUCCUCGAAGAAAUCAACAUUAGGAGUUACGAAUGAAUCAUCAGUAGAAUCAUCAACAAAUGACAAUGAAAAAUCCACGAUUGCAACGUUAGUUCAUGGCUCAAAUCCACCUCUUACGCAGAGCUUAUCAACAAAGAAGAUACCUGGCAUGAACACAACCACGAGCUUUUCAACAAUACAAGUUAAAAGUUCACCUAACACAUUCCACUCAGCAACAACAAAAACCCCAGAACAGACAUCCUCCUUAGUGGUCGAAUUGUCAUCAUCUGGUUUGACCACCAAGGACAGAUAUUCUACAACAGAAGUUCAGAGUGUACCGAACACAUCCCAGUCAGUAACUUCAAUGCCUUCAGAACAGACAUCCUCCUUAUUGGUCGAGCUGUCAUCAUCUGGUUUGACCACCAAGGACGGAUAUUCUACAACAGAAGUUCAGAGUGUACCGAACACAUCCCAGUCAACAACUUCAAUGCCUUCAGAACAGACAUCCUCCUUAGUGGUCGAAUUGUCAUCUUCUGGUUUGACCACCAAAGACGAAUAUUCUACAACAGAAGAUAAAGGUGUACGGAACACAUCCCAGUCAGCAACAACCAUACAAUCGGAACAGACAUCCUCUUUUGUUGUCGAAUUGCCAUCUGAUGAAAUGACUACCAAAGACGGAUAUUCAACAACACAAGUAAAAAGUUCAUCUAACACAUUUCAGUCAGCAAGAACAAUACCUUCAACUUCCACAAUAUCGCCGAAAGUGAACACACAAGAUUCUUUUACAGAUAUAACGAAUGCAUAUCUCUCACGUGCUUCAUCAACAACUGAAGAGUCAUCAGAAUUGGUAAGUGAUAACACAACAACAAUGUCCACAAAACAAGCUAUCAUUUCCAUAACAACAAACACUACACUGGAGCCAUCAACGGAAGGAAAAACAUCGUCAUCAUCUGAUGAAAGUACAUUAUUAACAACAUUGUUAGGUAUUGAAUCUUCAACAACCGGUGACUCUACAGUAAACACGUUGUUUGUUACAAAACCAGAAACAUCAAAUGGUCAAAGAACACAAGACAUUACAAAUAUGAAUGCAGUAAGUCAGAAAAUACAUUCCACCACUGGAACACCUGCUUAUAGCACAACAUCGCUUUUAACCGAGGAAACCACGACAGAAUCAUCGGAGAAACACCCAAUUUUAAACAACUAUUCAAUAACUAAUAGUCAAGAUACUCUAACAACUUUUCACUCAACUUCAACAUCAAAGCCAGGCGAAUCAACAGAAGCUCAGUACUCAACGACACAUUCAAUUCAUAUGUCAUCAUUUGGAAGCACUGAUGAACAGUCUUUGACAUCAAAAGAAAAUGUUGCAAUUACAACUGGUCAAAUUUUAUCUGUAGCCUCUUCCAAAACAAAUACACAAGAAUCACUAUCAACUUCCGGUGAAAUUCUUUAUACAUUACCAACAACAUAUGAAGGAGCAACGACUAAAAAUAAAUUAACAGAGAGUUCUUCCACAAAAAUAGAUGAGGGUUUUUCAACAAAAGAAGUUAACACUUUAACAACAGCUUUUCAAUCAGCCAUAACAACUUCUGAACAGAUAGCAUUGUCUACUGACGAAUUUUCCAAUGUAUCUGCACAAACUUCAUUCACAGAAACAAACUAUGGAUCAACAACCAAAGAAUUGUCAGGUUUGACAGAAAUUCAGACUACAAUAACUACCGACCAACCAAUUAAAACGAAAAUUGUUACAUUAGAAAACACUAAAUUUACAGGUUCAACAGAUGAAGAAACAACAAUGUUUGAAAUGCCCUCAACAGCUGGAACUGUUUCAGUAAAUACGUUAGCACGAACAGAAAAUCCAAACACUGACUUUUCAUCAAUAAUAAUUGACCUUUCGACGUCGAAGACCCAGAAAACGACUCCCUUAGAAAACCAUAUCACCACAGAUGAUAUGAAAGAGACAUCAACUGCCCAACAAUCACCUAAUGGCCAUACUUACCAUCCAGUACAUUCUUCUACCAUUAAUGGACCAGACAAUUCAAAAACGACUGAGGAAUUAUCAAUACCCCAUACAAAAGAAACCACGCCUUUUCAACAAAAAACAGUAAGAACCACAGAUGAUGUGUUCAAAGAAACAACUAUGGAAUUUAUAUCGACUUUUGAAUCAACAAAUUCAAAACCUAUUUCAACUGUUUCUCCGUCUUCAGAGACGAUCACCAGCUCGUUGAAUGAAACAGAUGUGACUUUGGUUACGACAUCGAUUCAGUAUUCAAGUGUUUCGAAACAGUCAACUCAACAUUUAGCAAAAGAGACAUCUGUGCAACCUCCUGUCGGUGGACUUCUUACAACGAUUAAAUCAGGAACAGAAACAAUUGAAACAACAACCGAAGAUGUAGAUACUGAUGAAACCAUAGACAUUUCGACAUCAAAGACUCAAGAAACGACUCCUUUAGAAAAUCAUAUCACCACAGAUUAUAUGACAGGUGCAUCAACAGACGAACAAAAUCCUAAUGGUCAUACUAGCCAACUAGUACAUACUUCCACAAUAAAUGCACCUGACAAUUCAGUAACCACUGAGGAAUUAUCAAAAUACAAUACAAAGGAAACCGUUCCUUCUCAACCAAAUACGUUAAGAACGACAGAUGGUGUGUUCAGUGAAACCACUGUGGAAGUUCUAUCAACUUCUGAGUCAACAAAUUCAAGACAUAGUUCAACAGUUUCUUCGUCUUCAGAGGCAAUCACCAGCUCGUUGAAUGAAACAGAUGUGACUUUGGUUACGACCUCGGGGCAGUAUUCAAGUGUUUCAAAAGAGUCAACACAAAAUUUAGCAAAAGAGACAUCAGUGCAACCUCCUGUCAGUGAGCAUUUAACUACGAUAGCAUUGGGAACAGAAGAAAUCAAAACAACAACGGAAGAUAUGGAUACCGAUGAGACAAUGAUUCAUAAAGAAACAACUUAUUCUUUAGUAACUGAUGUAACUUCUCAAAAGAAUACAACGUUUUUGUCGAAUCAACCAACGAGAGAAAAUACACAUUCUACUGCAACAAUUUCUCCAUUGGUAUCAACAAAUAUCAUUUGGAAAUCAAGUACAGUCGCAAAUCUUUAUUCAACAAGUGAUGCACAAAUCUCAACGGUGACAGGAAAAUCUUAUCCAAAUACGACACCACAAGGUUUAUCUCAAACCACAUCCAUCCACAAGGACACAACUAAUUCUUCUAAUGCAUAUAUAAACAAUACAACCUCGAAAGAGGUAUCUACUAUCGUUUCCACAAUCAAAGAUAAAACUAACUCUACUUUCAAUCCCCCUAAAACAACAUUAUUACCGACAGAGACGAGUCUCAGGGUGACAGAAGAAAACACGGUGCCUACGACUGUAGAAUCAGCAACAUCUGAAAACUCUAAUGCUCCAUCCAAAAACGCUUCGUUCAAUCCCCUUGUUACUUCAAAACCAACUGCAUCGAAUAUGCUCACAAGUAUUUCCACUGAUCAACCUGAAAAACCUGUUCAGACCAUGGCUGUCCAGACAUCUAUAAUUGUUAAUGACAAAACAUCUGAAAGCGUCAUAACAACAAAAAGUCCCUCUAUUCAAACAAGAAUGACAACGGAUAUUAAGGAAUCGAGCAAAAUUACAACAAAAGACUUUUUAUCUACUGAUGCGUCUACUAUACAAACAAAAACUUCAGAACCAUUACCGACAUCUUUAACACCAGUGACACAAACAGUGAAUCUGACGACCACUGAAUCAAAUGGGACUCCAAAUACAGGGUCUGCCUACUUUGAAUUUGAGAUCGUAAUUUGGAUAUCCGGAAAAUUUAGUGCAAACCUUCAAAGAAACUCUACGUUUACGAAUGAAAUUAUAUACUUGGUGAAGAACAACUUCCUUCCUUUGCAAUACCGGCAAAGUACCAUUUUUAAUCUCCAGGUUUUCGCUAUAACGGAGGGAAGCAUUAAAGUACAUGUACAUUCGAAAGUCUUCGUUCAAACCUUGCGGCGGAUGAACAUCACAAUAGGGGACCUUGUACGCAAUGUAGUUCACCAGGUCGAUUCUGUAGAGUUUUCUACCAUAAGCACUUCCCAAGGAAAUAUUUAUGACAACAAAGAAGAUAUAAAGAGAGCAUUCAUCAAUCACGAUAAUGAUACAGAAUGUGAAGCAGUAGGUAUUUGUGACACUACGGAAGAUUGUACUUCGUCCGUCAACAAUUAUACCGCCAUAUUAUGCAAUCUGCACCGAUUCGUCUGCUCUCUUGAAUGUGGUCCAAAUGGCGCAUGUGUCAAUACUAGUGGCAUCUCUCAUUGCAGAUGCAACUCAGAUUGGCUUAAUAUCUAUUAUGGUUUGAAUUGCGAAAGUAGAGCUGUUUCUUUGGAAGCCCAACUGGGUAUUACCUUCGGAUGUCUUGGAGUUCUGAUGAUUUUUAUAUUCAUAGGAUGCCUUGUAAGAUCUCGAAACAGAAAUAAAGAAAGCUACUAUGAGGACGAUGGCAUGGGAGGCUGGCGGGGGUUUAACGGCGGUGAUUCCCGAUGGUCGACGUUUUCGGGGAGAUACUCUACUCGGGAGGUUCCAUACAAAAGGUCCUUGCGUGAUGGAAAAUACUUGGUACCCGCACAUGACCCUUUCGGUAGUGGUCGUAUGACCAGGCCAGGCCUGUACCUCCCUAGAAAUGAAGGGAUGGAUACCAGUUUUAUAGAUAAUGUUCCAAGCUACAGCAAAUUCAAUUUAGAUGCAGACUUUACCAUACGAAGACCUGCUGUAUCGAAAGAACCAAGUGCAAUAUAUUUGAAUGACCAAUCAUGGAGAUUUACAGGAUACACAAACAAUGCCUUUUACAAUUUUGUGGAAGAGAGAACUCAACUUUAAAUUGAAUGCAUUUAAUUAGAAAAUUCACAAUUAUUUCAAUGUAAAAAUGAAUUUCUUCUAUCUUUUCAUUUGAAAUUAUUUACGUUAUCUGUAUCUGUAAUAAUCUGUACAUUAUUAUUCAUAUACAUGUUUAAUAAAUCUAAUACACAAGCACA
Molecule: messenger RNA, 6026 nt
Organism: Saccostrea cuccullata (small rock oyster)
Lineage: Eukaryota; Metazoa; Mollusca; Bivalvia; Ostreida; Ostreidae
Product: mucin-3B-like
Exons: 10
Coding region: 1-5871 (1956 amino acids)
Source: RefSeq, a predicted model, not a curated record